Molecule: messenger RNA, 1137 nt
Organism: Stylophora pistillata
Lineage: Eukaryota; Metazoa; Cnidaria; Anthozoa; Scleractinia; Pocilloporidae
Cellular component (GO): nucleolus
Molecular function (GO): zinc ion binding; nucleic acid binding
Source: RefSeq, a predicted model, not a curated record
AUGCAUAGUACUAUCCUGCGCUGGGUUUAUUUCAACAUGGUGGACGAAGUUCGAUAAAGUUCGAUUGAAGUAACUUUACUCUACAAAAAUGACUCGUUUUGCUCGUCCUGCCAAGAAGACAAGUCUUGACGCAACACCCUGGCACGAACUUGUCAACUCAGGUGGUAACCAAAGCUCAACUAAAACAAGCAAAGAAAGUUCUGAAACAGUUGGGACGAAAGCUAAAUUCGCUGGCGAGAAACGAAAGCCGAACUUUGAUCGUGAUGAGGGUGCCACUGAGCCUAAGAUUGCCAAGAAGUCAAGAAGUAAAAAGCUUUCGUUUACAGGAGAUGAUAACUACAUCAGUGGGCCUAAGAUCUCAAAGAAAUCAGUAAACUCCAAUGCUCAAAGUGAAGAAGUUGGUAAAAAAGGAAAUGAAAAAACUGGGUUUAGCAAGAAAGAUGCAAAGUUUAGACAGAAAAAACCAGUAGUGAAAUCAGAAAGAGACUUCAGUGGAAAAAUUAGAAACAAGAAAUUUCAAACAAAUGGUUCUUUACAGAAGGGCGUUAAAAAGCUGAAUAGAAAAAUACCCACCAAUGGAAGCAGGAAGGAAAGUUAUGAUAAAAAGCUUGAAGCAAGAAGAAAGCGAAGAGCAAAAGGAAAGACAUGUUUUCAUUGCCGUCAAACUGGUCACCUGGUUGCAGAAUGCCCUAUGGCCCAGAACUCAGAAGUAGGUGUUGGAAACUGUUACAAAUGUGGAUCCUCGCAGCACACUACUAAGAAUUGCAAGAGUAAACAAAACAAUACAGAUCUUCCUUUUGCAAAGUGUUUUAUCUGUGGAGAAACAGGUCAUAUAGCAAGAGCAUGUCCUGACAACCCAAAAGGACUCUAUCCUAAUGGUGGGGGGUGCAAGAUCUGUGGAUCAGUGGUACAUUUUCGGAGGGACUGCCCUGAACUAGCUAGAAACAAACCAAACACUGAGACCACUUCACAUGCUGGAUACAUAAACAGUGAAAAGGGGCAUCAUAGUGCAGAUUCUGAGUUAGAGGAUCCAGGAGGUACCCCCUUGAAAGUACUAAAAGCACCAAAGAAAAAAGGACAUCAAGUUGUCAAGUUUUAAGACAAAACGUCUGACCAGAGAUUAAAUAUGAAUUCUUC